GCCAGUGUGCACUAUUUCAUCAUUAUGUAUUGGAGGUUUGGCUUUCAUAGCACUUCUUCCAUUGAUACUUUGCUGGAGAAGCCAGAUGUCCCAGUAGAAAGUAUCCUCGAAGACGAGGAUCUCUUGCAAGAGUGCAAGUCACAGAAUGCUCGUCUCGUGCAGUACCUGCAGCGCCCUGAUGUCCUUCGAACAUUGUUUGGUUAUGUGACAGGCGAUAUUGAUGUAGAGCCGAGGUCAAGCUACAAAUAUCCAUACCUUGCGGCCGAGGUCCUAUGCAGCGACAUCUGGUCAAUUGUUGAAACGUGCCUUGAACACAGCGACGAAUUGUUGACUCCGUUCUGGGACACAGUUCUUUCCAAGACGACAGACGACUUGCUCAGCAACCCCGUCAUGCCUGCACGAUUCACUAAAAUCAACUCUGUCUUUUUGGCGAAGAAACCUGCUGAGAUGCUCCAGUUCAUAAAGAGCGUGCCCGAUGUUGUAACAAAGCUACUCGCCCAGGUGGAGAUCCCUGCAGUGGUUGAUUUAUUGUUUCGAAUUGUGAAGUCCGAUGGUCAAAUUGAAGGGGCUGGAGCUGUCGACUGGUUGUCAACCGAAGGCUUCGUUCCCCUUCUCAUGAACCUCCUCUCGCCCUAUGAACGUCCUGAGAUUCACGUUGCGGUUUCCGAGUUGCUCAAGGACAUCAUAUCUAUUUCGUGUCCAGCCCCAGGAAACGUCAGUAUGACAGGAGGGAUGGACGAUGCUGCGCAAGACGUUUCGGUUUCAAACAGACUAGUUCGCGAGCUUGCCGCGGAACGCACCGUCAUCAAACUAGUUGGCUUCAUGCUCGGCGACACGGAAGAUCACGCAAACGGAGAAACAUCGCGCCUUUGGAAACAGUCUGAUGAACCAGCAGAGUCCUUCUCAAGGAGCAGCAGGGAAGAAAACGCACCUCUUGCACCACCUCCCGAGCGUGCUGCUUCCGCCUUGGUUCACGGCACCAGUGUUGCCAUAGAGUUGAUCCGGAAGAAUCACUCAGAUUACUACGAGCCCGUUCUUUUCCACACGCUGCGGAAUCGCUUAAUAGCCGUUCAGCAACAUCAAGCUCUAACUACCCCCAAUACUAUGGCCUCCCACGUAGGGUCGGAAGACCGUGAAAGUCUGGAGACUGCUCUAGCUUCUCUCGCCGAGGAAGUGGGUAUUGUUCAUCUUGGUCAUCUAUUAAAUGCAGUUUGCGAUCGCUUGGACGAGUUUCAGGCCCUGCUACGCCAACCCCGUACAUCGGUGAGUUGCUCUAGGCCCCAUAUCAUUCACAGCUUUGGUUCUGAGUCGUGUCAGACCGCACCUCUGGAAACAACGAUGGGCCUGGUUGUGCCAUUGACGUUUGAGCGCCUGCGGAUCUGUGAGCUCUAUGCGGAACUCUACCACACUUCUAACAUGGCCUUGUUAAAUCGGCUUCCGGGCGACGGGCCGAGCUACGACAGCGAAGGGAGGCUUCUGGGGGGUCUUGCAGGCUUGGGAGAGCUUGCAAGAGUGUCAGCUUCCGGUCCUUCGGACGCCUCCCACAGCGACCGAGAUGAAAAAGAAAGCGAGUUACAUGCAGCCAGAGAAUUGCCAGUGUCUACAUCCUCCAUGGAUACGUCGUCUAUCUCAGUAGACGAGGACAUGCUUGACGAAGCACUUGAAAAUGCCCCUGUCGAUAGCGAUCUAGCAGAGGCAGCUAUCACGGACCCCCCUGUGACUUCGAUUCAGCAUUCAAGUCCUCGUGGGGUUGACCCCUUCCAGGACCCAGACGAUUCAGGCGCACCGCUAGAGCACGACACGGAAGAAACUGAUCUGGCGAGGGAACGCGCAUGCUCCGGAGAUCGUCUUAAGCAGCAAUAUUUGGAGCUUGGAAUCCUCGAGACUCUCCUUAGCUUAUUCUUCGAUUAUCCCUGGAAUAAUUUUCUUCACUUGGUAGUGUACGAUGUCGUCCAUCAGGUUCUAACAGGUCGUGUAGAGGAAGGUUACAAUCGGCUGUUGACCAUCCAUCUCCUGAAAGACGCUCGUUUGAUUGAACGGAUUCUCCAAUAUCAGCCACAGGGUGAACAAUCUCAAAGCGAAAACAAUGUCAGAGGGGGCUUCAGUGGACAUCUCAUGCUCUUGGCCGACGACGUUAUUCAAGCUUAUGACGAAUUUUCGAAGUCCAUGAAAGUGUGUCUCGACACCGUCGUUCCCCAACCAGAGUGGGACGUCUUUGUUGCUCGACAUCGCUUAGCCAAGGAACAAGAGAAGAAAAUAUUGGGAGGAAUACGUCCGGCUGCCGCAAAUCGGCGGACCGCACUUUUCUCGGCCCAGGUCGAUGAAGUAGGAGGCACAGGCGCCACAACUUCGUCCAAUGUGACUUCGCUGGCCCCCCCAACUAGCUCAAACUCUCUGAAAACACCUCCGCUUUCAAGCUCCAGACAGGUGACUGCUUUUGAUCAGGACGAGCGCGACUCUGUGCUCGUGGCCUCUCCGGACGAGGAAGAUGAUGAUGAGUGGGGCUCAUUCGCCAGUACCACCCAAGGGGACGCGAUUCUCUCUUUCGAUGAAGAAGAGGAAGAUACAUUGGCCUUCACGCCUGCCCCGUCCAUAUCAGAGCGUGUGUUGACAAUAGCUGACUUGAAUAGCUCGUUCCAUGCAGAUAUUGAAGCCAAGGGCUCCACGGCAAUCUUUGAACAAUGGCCGCCGGACAAUGAAGCAGAAGAGGGAAUGGGAGACAUAAUGAAUGGUCAAUAGUCCACCUCUUGUAUUUCUUCUUAGGCAACCCGCGCAAACCAUAAACAUAAUUGACCUUUAAUGUAAGGUUCGUGGUCUUUAUGGCACGAACGUAUAACCUCCAUCCCGGUGGAUCGCGGUCAAACUGAGCUCAGCCAAGGUCUUAGACCCAUCAGCAAGUUCCAAACCAGCGGUGAUAGCGUCUCCAGGAAGCACGGGACCGACUCCAGAUGGCGUGCCAGUCAACAAGACAUCUCCCUCCUCCAAUGUCAUUAUCGAGGAGACAUGCUCAAUCAGCCGGGGGAUACGAAACAUCAUAUCGGCCGUCGUCCCGUCUUGUUUUGUUUCACCAUUGAGCUUGAGCCAGAGGCGCAGAUUGUGCGCAUCUGACACUUGUUCAGCUGGGAUAAAAUCGCUGAUCGGUGUGAAUGUGUCGAAGCCUUUGGCAGCUGACCACGGCAGUCCCUUCUUCUUAACCUGAUCCUGCAUGUUUCGAGCCGUCAUGUCAAUCGCCAGCGCGUAACCAGCAACGUGCGACAUGGCAUGCUGACUAGAUAUGUUGCGACCUCCCUCGCCAAUGACCACACCAAGUUCGACUUCGUGGUGGACAAUUGUACCCUUUGGAAUCUCGACAUUACCGCCGCUUAGUACGUAACUAGUGGUUGGCUUAAGAAAGAAGAAAGGCUCCUUGGGUACUUGGUUCGAAAGCUCUUUCACAUGUUCAAGGUAGUUCCUGCCAAUUGCAAGAAUCUUCUUCCCGGAGCGCAAGAAGUUCGCCGCCAUGAUGAAACAAUGACUUGCUCAGGGCCUUUGGCAGUUUAUAUCUUGUAUAUGCGGCAGAAGAUCGGAAAUAUACCGGGGAGAGAACCUGUCGAGCCG
This is a messenger RNA of Dacryopinax primogenitus, 3597 nucleotides long. Its product is annotated as SAPS-domain-containing protein. Gene Ontology annotation, cellular component: cytosol; nucleus. The record is from RefSeq and is a predicted model, not a curated record. The transcript is spliced from 17 exons. Bases 25 to 2739 code for a protein of 904 amino acids. Gene Ontology annotation, molecular function: protein phosphatase regulator activity; protein phosphatase binding. Lineage: Eukaryota; Fungi; Basidiomycota; Dacrymycetes; Dacrymycetales; Dacrymycetaceae.